AUGAUCCAGACAAGUCUGCUCCCGUCAACCCACGGAGAUCUAGUCACAGAUGCUGCAUACGAUUUCUAUGGACUAAGACUUGCUACUUGUUCAUUAGACCAACGAAUAAAGACAUGGACAUUGGACGAAACGACAGGAAAUUGGGCGAGUGAUGAUGACUGGAAAGCCCACGAUGCGCCUGUUUGUCGGCUAUCCUGGGCACAUCCAGAAUAUGGAACCAUCCUUGCGAGCUGUUCGUUUGAUAAAACGGUGAAGAUUUGGGAAGAAGGCGGCGUGGAACCUGCCCGCGGCAGCGACGCCAACGCUGGCUCGAGAUGGCGCGAGCGCGCGACGCUGAGCGAGAGCAGAACAACUGGAGCAAGUGUACGGGCCGUAGAGUUUGCACCAAGACAAUUUGGACUAAAAUUGGCAGUCCUGUCAUCGGAUUCGAUUCUUCGCAUCUAUGACUGUGUCGAGCUUCACAAUCUCGCGACGUGGAAUCUCACGUUUACUAUCGACGUGCGCCUACUGCAGCCACCUUCCACACCGCCGAUGUCCACAACGGAUAUGUUUGCUGCACCUGGAACAAGUCUAGGCGCUUCGAGUAAUGGAAAGAGCUACGGCAGUAGUGUGACUGGAGGAAGACCCGGAAAACGAGAGGCAGACGGUGGAUGGUCCAUCUCCUGGUGCAAAGACGCGACGACGGGUCAGUUGAUUGCCGUAGCGGCUGAUACAUACGGAUUGGUUAGAGUAUUACAACUGUCCGACUCGCGCUCGCACAAGACGGUCUUUACGCUCCCUCCAAAUGCGAGCGGCGCGACGGACUCGCCCGCAAUUACGACCGUUGCUUGGGCGCCACUUUGUGGAAGGCGCUUCCAUCUCAUUGCGACAGGAGGACGAGAAGGAAAGGUGAAUAUUUGGAAAAUCAGCCCUCCACACACCAAUGUCACUACGGAAUGGAGUGUAAAUCUCGCUGGAACAUUUGAUGAUCAUCAGUCGGCAGUGACAAGAGUCGAAUGGAAUGUGACUGGAACUAUCCUUUCAUCUGCAGGAAAUGACGGAAACAUUCGCCUAUGGCGGUCGACUUACGGUGGCAUCUGGCGCACAAUGGGUCACAUUCACACGGAACACGGUGACGACGAGGAGAUGCACGAAUAA
Messenger RNA from Serendipita indica DSM 11827, 1137 nucleotides. The record is from the annotation of a GenBank genome assembly. Lineage: Eukaryota; Fungi; Basidiomycota; Agaricomycetes; Sebacinales; Serendipitaceae.